Mytilinidion resinicola is the source of this 889-nucleotide messenger RNA. RefSeq names its product RWD-domain-containing protein. Gene Ontology annotation, biological process: cytoplasmic translation. NCBI's taxonomy places the organism in Eukaryota, Fungi, Ascomycota, Dothideomycetes, Mytilinidiales, Mytilinidiaceae. Gene Ontology annotation, molecular function: protein binding. The record is from RefSeq and is a predicted model, not a curated record. The transcript has 3 exons. The coding region runs from base 13 to 702 and encodes 229 amino acids.
CAGCUAUACGCCAUGGGCAUAGAAGAGCAAAAAGAGGAGCGGGAAGUCCUCGACUCCAUCUUCCCGGAAGAAAUCACCGACAUCUCCGAGACCGAAUACCGCAUCUCCAUCCUCCUCGACGUAACCAACGAAGAUGGCGACGACUCCGAGCCUCCAACCCUCCUCCUCCGCAUCCAAUACCCCCCAACCUACCCCGACUCCGCGCCCCUCCUCGACAUCUCCGCGCCCCCCAACGCGCCCAAACACAAGUUCCUCGACAUCUCCAGCGACCGCGCCACCCUCCUCGCCGCCCUGACGCCCACCAUCGAGGAAAACCUCGGCAUGGCCAUGGUCUUCACGCUCUACUCCUCGCUCAAAGACAGCGCCGAGCUGCUGAUCGCCGAGCGCCAGGCCGCCGCGCAAGCGCUGCGCGACGUCGAGGCCGCGGAGGCCGAGGAGGCCGAGAACGCGAAGUUCCACGGGACGCAGGUUACAAGAGAAAGCUUCUUGAAGUGGCGGGAGGGGUUUCGGCGGGAGAUGCGCGAGCGCGAGGAGAGAAGGGCGGAGGAGAAGGAGGCGGAGGAUAAGAAGAAGAGGGUCAAGGAGGAGAAGAGGAUGACGGGGAGGGAGUUGUGGGAGGGGGGGUUGGCGAAGGGGGGGGAGGAGGAGGAGGAGGGCGGGGAUGGGUUGGAGGGGGUCGAGAAGCUCAAGAUCGAGGCGUGAGGGGGGGAGGGGGUGCGUAUGGCGCUUUGGGGCUUUGGUUGGUUAGAUAUGGGGCAAAAAGGUCACGGCAUCGCUAUUGUUGGUAGGCUGGCCCUUCCGUGUGGGUACAGCAUGUAAAGGUUAAGGGCAUGUAUCUGAAAGAAGCUAACGUUGAAGGUCUCAUUUGGCCUUACAGUGUCUUACCAGA